AUGAGACGAUCUGCAGCACCAAGUCAGGUGCAGGGAAAUUCCUUUAAAAAACCAAAGUUCAUACCUCCAGGAAGAAGUAAUACAAGUCCGAAUAAAGAGAUUACAAGGGUGAGUCCAGAUAUAAAACCAUUUCAGGGGGCUGAACAGUCACAGAAUGAUCCAGGUGUUUGCAGGUCAAGUCUUUGCCCUACUGAGGGAAGCACUAGGGAAAUGGGUCAUGGAGUAGAUCCACUUCACACAGUUCAUUCGGCCUCUAAAGAAAUCACAGAAUCCAAGACACAAGAAGAGGAACCUAGUAGCUUGCUUAAAUAUUUCAGUGUUGUUUGGUGUAAAGCUUCAAAGAAAAAACACAAAAAAUGGGAAGGUGAUGCUAUUCUUAUUGUGAAAGGAAGGUCCUUCACAUUGAAAGAUCUGGAAGGCAAAGACAUUGGAAGAGGCAUUGGAUAUAAGUUCAAAGAGCUUGAAAAUAUAGAAGAAGGCCAAACCCUGACGCUUGGUGGGAAAGAGAUAGAAGUCCUGGGUACAAUCUCUUCCGACGACUUCCACAGUGGCAAGUGUUUUCAGUGUGCAGGAGGAAGUCCUGUCGUCCCAGGUUCUCAGGCUGCCAGGAAAUGUUUUUCUAACCCUUUCAAAAGUGUUUGCCAAUCAACUCAAUCAAAGAAAACUAGAUGGGAAAACUGCAAACCACGCCAUGACCCAUGCACACCAAAUUCCCUUGUCAUGCCGCGGCCAGGCAAGGACCACCAGUGGCUGUUCAAUAGAAACAGCUUUCCUCUGGUGGAUGUGGUGAUAGACCCUCACCUUGUUCAUCACCUCCGACCACAUCAGAAAGAGGGGAUCAUCUUCCUCUACGAGUGUGUGACAGGCAUGAGGGCAAAUGGCAGAUGUGGUGCUAUUCUUGCUGACGAAAUGGGUUUAGGAAAAACAUUGCAGUGUAUCUCGCUCAUCUGGACCCUCCAGUGUCAGGGACCCUAUGGAGGCAAGCCAGUAAUAAAGAAGACACUUAUUGUCACCCCUGGAAGCUUGGUGACUAAUUGGAGGAAAGAAUUUCAAAAGUGGCUGGGAAGUGAAAGGAUCAAGAUAUUCACUGUUGAUCAGGACCAUAAAAUUGAGGAGUUUAUCCAGUCUACAUUUUAUUCUGUUCUUGUCAUCAGUUAUGAAAUGUUACUUCGUUCCCUUGAUCAAAUUAAGACUCUAAAAUUUGACCUUCUGAUCUGUGAUGAGGGUCAUCGUUUGAAGAACAGCAGUAUCAAGACAACUACAGCCCUCUCCAGCCUCUCUUGUGAGCGCAGAGUAAUCCUGACUGGUACCCCGGUUCAGAAUGACCUGCAAGAGUUUUUCGCAUUAGUUGAUUUUGUUAAUCCAGGAAUAUUAGGCUCUUUGUCGUCUUAUCGGAAAAUAUAUGAAGAGCCCAUCAUUACUUCAAGAGAACCUUCUUCUUCCAAGGAAGAAAAAGAGUUAGGAGAGAAAAGAGCAACUGAACUCACGUGCCUCACUGGACGUUUUAUCCUUAGAAGAACGCAGGAGGUCAUCAAUAAGUAUCUUCCCCCUAAGAUAGAGAACGUAGUCUUUUGCAGACCGGGAGCACUGCAGAUUGAACUUUACCGAGCGCUGCUGAGUUCUCAGUCUGUCAGGUCGUGUCUGCAAGGACUCUUGGAAAACAGCCCUCACCUCAUCUGCAUAGGAGCCCUGAAGAAACUGUGCAACCAUCCUUGCCUUUUGUUCCACUCUGUGAAGGGGAAAGAGUUUAGCUCAAGUUGUGAUGAAACUGAAGAAAGGAGCCUGUGCAAAGGCUUGCUGACUGUGUUCCCUGCUGGCUAUGACCCUCUGCAGUUCACUGAGAACGAGUCAGGAAAACUACAGGUGUUGGUAAAGCUCCUGGCAGCCAUCCACGAACUGCGACCCACGGAAAAAGUGAUUUUGGUAUCCAACUACAGAAAAACCUUGAAUAUCUUAGAAGAAGUGUGCAGGCGCCACGGAUAUGCUUGUGCAAGACUUGAUGGUCAAACACCGGUCUCUCAAAGGCAGCAGAUUGUUGACAGUUUCAAUAGUAAAUACUCCACUGAUUUGAUUUUUUUAUUAAGUUCAAAAGCUGGUGGUGUGGGACUUAAUCUUAUUGGAGGGUCCCACUUGAUUCUCUAUGAUAUUGACUGGAACCCAGCCACUGACAUCCAGGCUAUGUCUAGAGUAUGGAGAGAUGGUCAGAAAAACCCCGUACAUAUUUACAGACUCCUGACUACAGGUACAAUAGAGGAAAAGAUCUAUCAAAGGCAGAUCAGUAAGCAAGGCCUUUCUGGGGCAGUUGUAGACCUAACCAGGUCAUCCGAGCACAUCCAGUUUUCGGUGGAAGAGCUUAAGAACUUGUUCACAUUACAUGAAAAUUCCCGCUGUGUCACUCAUGACCUGCUCGAGUGUGAGUGCUCAGGGGAAGCAGGUCACGCCGAUGAUGCAUCGGAACCGCCCGCCACCUCUAGACAGUGUCAGCUUGGCCCUCAGAAGCCUAACUCCUUGAGACCUCUCUCCAUGUCACAGCUGAAGCAGUGGAAACAUUUUUCUGGAGACCAUUUAAAUCUCCCAGACCCAUUUCUCGAGAGAAUAAGGGGAAAUGUGUCAUUCUUUUUCCAGAAUAUAACCAACCAAGCUCCUGCCGUCUAACGAAGGACUACUUCCUACCAUUCCUUUGCUCCCUUAAAAACUAAUAGAGGAAUAAAUGUAAUAUUGAGAA
This is a messenger RNA of Psammomys obesus (fat sand rat), 2725 nucleotides long. It is a transcript of the gene Rad54b, whose product is annotated as RAD54 homolog B. The record is from RefSeq and is a predicted model, not a curated record. Gene Ontology annotation, molecular function: DNA translocase activity; ATP-dependent chromatin remodeler activity; ATP binding. The coding region runs from base 1 to 2655 and encodes 884 amino acids. The transcript is spliced from 14 exons. Gene Ontology annotation, cellular component: nucleus. Lineage: Eukaryota; Metazoa; Chordata; Mammalia; Rodentia; Muridae. Gene Ontology annotation, biological process: double-strand break repair via homologous recombination; reciprocal meiotic recombination.